Pongo pygmaeus (Bornean orangutan) is the source of this 3194-nucleotide messenger RNA. RefSeq names its product glutathione synthetase (gene GSS). Gene Ontology annotation, cellular component: cytosol. NCBI's taxonomy places the organism in Eukaryota, Metazoa, Chordata, Mammalia, Primates, Hominidae. Gene Ontology annotation, molecular function: glutathione binding; glutathione synthase activity; ATP binding. Gene Ontology annotation, biological process: glutathione biosynthetic process. The transcript is spliced from 13 exons. The record is from RefSeq and is a predicted model, not a curated record. The coding region runs from base 1080 to 2459 and encodes 459 amino acids.
GCCCCCUGAGCCUGGGUAGCGGCGCGAGGGCCGAGAGAACCGUGCGCUGAGGGAAGGCGAAAGAGUAGGUUGGGGCGGCCACGGCGGCCGGCACGGGUCACGUUUCCUCGGGAGGAACGAUGUGAGGGAGGGGUCUGGCAAGAGAUUGGAACUCCGGAGGCCGGGAGAUCUUGUGGCUGAAACCCUUCGUAUGCGCGUGGAAACUAGUAUCUAGUGAGGGGGUUGGGCUGGCGCGCAUUGAUCCCAGACUUUCCGGAUCUCCUGCCUUUAGAUCGGGCCGGUGUCGGGGCCUGUAGGCCAGUGAGGCUGGAGCCAGUUAGAACUAGAACGGGGAGCGAUUAGGGCCAAACUUUGUCCAGGGUGGAAGCGAGCGGGCCCGCGAAAUGGGGCCAGCCUGGGCAGCCGACUGUGUCGUUGCCUCGGGGCCUUUCCAGGCACUGGCCUAAGUCCUGGCGAUAAAGUCCGACCGAUUUCCUUGUGGGCGUUUUGAGGCUUUCGGUGAUCUGGCCCGUCUGUCAUUCAUUCUUCAUUCAUUCAUGUGAUGAAUACAGUACUAAGCGCGGCUAAUUACUAGGUAGAGAAGCGAUCAAGACAAACACUGUUCCUGCGGUACAGGGAAAAGUGAUGGGCUGUAGAAUGUAGAAACCCGGGGCGGAGAACAGGGACAGCUUCCGGAACUAAAUCGCGGGCCCUGCUCAGGAGUGGUGGGGAGAGUUCCAAAGAGAAGACAGCACGUGCCAAGUCCUGGAAGGGGGACAGAGGCCGACAUGUCCUGGUCACUGAAGAUACCUCACUCUGAAUCUGUUUCAUGCCCAAGGAAGAGAUGACAGUGGCCGAGGCUAGGCUACAAACACUGGAAAUGGAGAUAAAUAAAGGAAUUCAAAGUACUAUAUACUUAGGCAGCAAAAUCCAUAGGAUUUGGGGAGAGUGAGAUGUAGGAAAGAAGUACUCAAAGCUUGGUACCUGGGUGGGGGUUCAUCAGAGGAGAUGCAGAUUUGUGGGAGACAACAACAAAUUCUAUUCUGAUUGUAUGGAGACUCGCAGGAAGCAAUUGGAUAUUCUAAUUUGAAGGUGUUGGGAUGGCCACCAACUGGGGGAGCCUCUUGCAGAAUAAACAGCAGCUAGAGGAGCUGGCACGGCAGGCCGUGGACCGGGCCCUGGCUGAGGGAGUAUUGCUGAGGACCUCACAGGAGCCCGCUUCCUCGGAGGUGGUGAGCUAUGCCCCAUUCACGCUCUUCCCCUCACUGGUCCCCAGUGCCCUGCUGGAGCAAGCCUAUGUUGUGCAGAUGGACUUCAACCUGCUAGUGGAUGCUGUCAGCCAGAACGCUGCCUUCCUGGAGCAAACUCUUUCCAGCACCAUCAAACAGGAUGACUUUACCGCUCGUCUCUUUGACAUCCACAAGCAAGUCCUAAAAGAGGGAAUUGCCCAGACCGUGUUCCUGGGCCUGAAUCGCUCAGACUACAUGUUCCAGCGCAGCGCAGAUGGCUCCCCAGCCCUGAAACAGAUUGAAAUCAACACCAUCUCUGCCAGCUUUGGGGGCCUGGCCUCCCGGACCCCAGCUGUGCACCGACAUGUUCUCAGUGUCCUGAGUAAGACCAAAGAAGCUGGCAAGAUCCUCUCUAAUAAUCCCAGCAAGGGACUGGCCCUGGGAAUUGCCAAAGCCUGGGAGCUCUACGGCUCACCCAAUGCUCUGGUGCUACUGAUUGCUCAAGAGAAGGAAAGAAACAUAUUUGACCAGCGUGCCAUAGAGAAUGAGCUACUGGCCAGGAACAUCCAUGUGAUCCGACGAACAUUUGAAGAUAUCUCUGAAAAGGGGUCUCUGGACCAAGACCGAAGGCUGUUUGUGGAUGGCCAGGAAAUUGCUGUGGUUUACUUCCGGGAUGGCUACAUGCCUCGUCAGUACAGUCUACAGAAUUGGGAAGCACGUCUAUUGCUGGAGAGGUCACGUGCUGCCAAGUGCCCAGACAUUGCCACCCAGCUGGCUGGGACUAAGAAGGUGCAGCAGGAGCUGAGCAGGCCGGGCAUGCUGGAGAUGUUGCUCCCUGGCCAGCCUGAGGCUGUGGCCCGCCUCCGCGCCACCUUUGCUGGCCUCUACUCACUGGAUGUGGGUGAAGAAGGGGACCAGGCCAUCGCCGAGGCCCUUGCUGCCCCUAGCCGGUUUGUGCUAAAGCCCCAGAGAGAGGGUGGAGGUAACAACCUAUAUGGGGAGGAAAUGGUACAGGCCCUGAAACAGCUGAAGGACAGUGAGGAGAGGGCCUCCUACAUCCUCAUGGAGAAGAUCGAACCUGAGCCUUUUGAGAAUUGCCUGCUACGGCCUGGCAGCCCUGCCCGAGUGGUCCAGUGCAUUUCAGAGCUGGGCAUCUUUGGGGUCUAUGUCAGUGAGGCCAAGGACCCAAGACCUGCCCACCUCACCAGGGUAUCAGAUGAAGCCCUGAUGAGAAGUCCUUUGCAACCGUGAAGGAAACUCCAAAUAGCACCAAGAGGACUCAGAACAUAUGGUUUGACAACGUAGGACUAGAAGGAGACUCCAGAGAGGAACAGAGACUCUAAAAUCCUAGCACUUUCUUGGGUAUAGUCAGUUACCCAUGUACUGCUCAGCUGGGUCCAGGGAAGGUCCUGGGUUUGGGGCUGAGUCCAGGUGAUGUGUGUCCCCUGCCUCCAUUUCUAUAGGCAGGAAAAGACACUCGUGAUGAACAAGCACGUGGGGCAUCUACUUCGAACCAAAGCCAUCGAGCAUGCAGAUGGUGGUGUGGCAGCGGGAGUGGCAGUCCUGGACAACCCAUACCCUGUGUGAGGGCACAACCAGGCCACAGGACCUUCUAUCCUCUGUAUUUGUCAUUCCUCUCCUAGCCCUCCUGAGGGGUAUCCUCCUAAAGAUCUCCAAAGUUUUUAUGGAAGGGUAAAUACUGGUACCUUCCCCCAGCUCUCCAUCUGAGGAUCAGAAAAGUUGUGUUUCCCUUAGAUGAGAUCUAGAGGCCCCCAAAUCCUUGAGAUGUGGGUAUAGCUGAGGGGAAGCUGCUCUGAGGUAAAGGUCCAUGAACCCUGCCCCACUCCUGUCAGCCCCUCAUCAGCCUUUUCAGCAGGUUCCAGUGCCUGACUGACUUGGGAUAGGACUGAGUGGUAGGAGGAGGGGGAGUGGAGGGGCAUAGCCUUUCCCUAAUUCUGCCUUAAAUAAAACUGCAUUGCUGAUUCA